UAUUUCCCGUACGAUUAUAAUUCUCCGAUCUGUUCAUUCUUUACAUGUUCCAAAGAUGCAGAUGGUAUGGAAGAAAAACAAGAAGCGCUCGCGUCCCCUGCUACCGCGCCCAUCAAAUCUUCCUUUCGAAGAUGAAAACGAUACACUACUUCAAUCUCCUCAACCUCCCCAUGAUUCAGACCAGAAUUUGGCGCUAUCAAAGCAAUUUCAAGCCCUAGGAGAUGCCUUAGCCGAGAAUGGAAAGUAUGACGAGGCACUUGGAAAAUGGGAGGCAGCACUUUCAAUAACACCUGAAAGGGCAGUAUUGCAUGAACAAAAAGCACAAAUCUUGCUUGAGAUUGGUGAAACAUGGAAAGCAUUGCAAGCAGCCACACGUGCAACAGAACUGCAACCAUCUUGGCCAGAGGCAUGGGUGACACUCUCCCGAGCCCAGCUAAAUUUUGGAGAACCAGAGCUUUCUAUCCAAAGUUCUAAGAAAGCAUUAGAAUUGCAGCCAAAUUGCAAGGAUGCUCAGGUUGAUAUGGAAGUUGCUAUGCAUCUUAUUGCUAAUAAGCGACAGCUUAGACAGGCAGGUGUAAGAGUAGCUGAAUAUCGUUAUACUGUUGGUGACUCUGAGAAAAGGCCUUCCAACUCAAAUGAUGAUUCAGAAAAUGCAUCAUCUAAAUCUGUGGAAAUUUUGUCUCCAGAAUCAGCUGAAAAAACAUUAUAUGUAGCAAAUGUGGACAGUCUUAAAAAUGCAGAUGAAAGUUAAGUGAAAAAUAAAUUUUCAAAAUUGUGGAAGAGAUGUCCUGAAGAUGGAUGAUGUUGAACGCCACCCAUUGGAGAAAUUCACAAUUGUAAAUGAUGCAACCUUAAUAUGAUUUAUAUGCUAAAACAUAAAUUAGAACAUUAAUAUGACCUAUACAUAUGUAUGAUAUAUACACCAUUUCAAUAUAACCUUCUGCUCCUUUUAA
Molecule: messenger RNA, 953 nt
Organism: Cryptomeria japonica (Japanese cedar)
Lineage: Eukaryota; Viridiplantae; Streptophyta; Pinopsida; Cupressales; Cupressaceae
Exons: 5
Coding region: 56-751 (231 amino acids)
Molecular function (GO): protein binding
Source: RefSeq, a predicted model, not a curated record